AUGAAACGGUCAACACAUUGGAUGAUUAUCUGCGUCUUUUGCAUAUCUCAAGUACUUGGUAUAGUGGCUUUUUCCUACAACUAUGAUACUGGAAAGUUGAAAACUACUUUCUCCAUUACUUUAUAUAGUUGUAUGGUAAGUGCUUUGAUGUUUAGUUCUGUUGCACUAAUACCUCGUAUACAAUGGAAACCGAGAAAUGCCAAUGGACCCGAACUGCAUUUUAAAAUCACUGCCUUAAUAUGUUUAGUACGUAUAAUAGCGGUUCUAAUAAGUGUGAUACUAAACUGGAUCAAACGCAAGGAAUUUAUAAGAAACAUAAGAGAUUUUCAACGUUUAAGAUCAACUUUGUUAAAAAAAUAUGUUAUGUCGACGAAGGUGCAGCAGUAUUUUGAGAAAUCUAUAAGAGACAAAUUUUUCUGGGGUUUGAUGUCGAAUAUUAUGGUGUUUACAAGUUCUUAUGACAUACUUCGGGGAAUUUUUGAUCUGGAGUCGCCGCUUAUUAUAACGGGUUUGGGAACCAUGUCCACGGUUUUGAAUAUCAUAAUGACUCAUCACUUUUUCGCUUUACUAAAUGUAAAUGCUCUUUUAGCUGUUGUCAAUGAGGAGCUGAGGAGAAUAUUAAACAGCUCCUCAGUUUUAUUUAAACUACAGCGUUUGAAAAAAAUUAAACCGGGUGCCCUAAUAACAACAUGUUGCAAUUUGGCCGAUGAAUUGGAUGAUUUGGCAUUUUAUCAUUAUAAAUUUAAACUUAUAGGAGAACGAGUGCAACGUUUGUAUGAUUUACAGGGUGCUUGUGUAAUGUUGACUUUAUAUAUGAAUAAUAUCAAUGUGCUCUAUAUGGGCUAUAUGAUAGUGCAGCAUGAGGAAUUAUCACAAGAGUUGGGCGUCAUUUGGACUUCUAUAAUUGUAUCAAUAGUGUUAUAUUUCUUCUAUAAAGAUUUACAUUUAUUCACCAUAAACAUGUUGAAUUUUGGUGACAAUGUGCAGAGAACAGCUGAUUUGUUGAAAAAUCGUCAACCCUGGUUGCCAACAUUGGAUGAGAGAUUUGAGAAGAGUUUAAAAGACUUUUCUAUACAAUUGGCUUUAUUUCCUUUGGAAAUGAAAUUGUUGGGUUUAUUUCAAUUUAAUCGUUCCAUGUCAUUUGCCACCUUUGGCUCCACCAUAUCGAAUGCUAUUGUUUUAAUGCAAUAUGAUUAUAAAUAUAGUAAGAAUUAA
Messenger RNA from Lucilia sericata (common green bottle fly), 1215 nucleotides. Its product is annotated as putative gustatory receptor 59d. Bases 1 to 1215 code for a protein of 404 amino acids. The transcript is spliced from 2 exons. Gene Ontology annotation, biological process: sensory perception of taste. Lineage: Eukaryota; Metazoa; Arthropoda; Insecta; Diptera; Calliphoridae. The record is from RefSeq and is a predicted model, not a curated record. Gene Ontology annotation, cellular component: membrane.